Salarias fasciatus (jewelled blenny) is the source of this 3442-nucleotide messenger RNA. RefSeq names its product carboxypeptidase Q. Gene Ontology annotation, molecular function: metallodipeptidase activity. The record is from RefSeq and is a predicted model, not a curated record. Bases 132 to 1583 code for a protein of 483 amino acids. Lineage: Eukaryota; Metazoa; Chordata; Actinopteri; Blenniiformes; Blenniidae. Gene Ontology annotation, biological process: peptide catabolic process; proteolysis. The transcript has 11 exons.
CAGCGCAGGAGGCGUGUUUCGUGAGAUGUCCCACUCUUUCAGACAACCGGGCUUAACUUGAAGUUUUUAACACUUUUACUCUUUAUAGCUUAUUUUACCGACAUAUAAAAGACACGGGCUUUAUCGGAAAGAUGGCUCAGGAGAGGAGCCGGACAAUCUCCAUCUUCUUCUGUCUCGCGCUGUUCUCUCUGUCUGACUGUCACCCUCACGCUUACCGGAGCAACAGCCCAACAUCUGUGCUGAGGGCUGCAGCCAAUCACACUAAAACAAAAGACACAGCAGCAGAGGUAGCAGGCUAUGCUGAUGUGGCUAAAAGGAUCAUCGACCUGGCAGUGUUUGGAGCUGCCCAGAAUCGCUCCUACAGACGGCUGGCUGACUUCACCGACGCCAUCGGGAGCCGUGUCAGUGGCUCACAAAGCCUGGAGAUGGCCAUCAAAUACAUGCACAAUGCCAUGUCUCAGGAUGGGUUGGACGUCCAUCUUGAACCAGUGAAAAUCCCACACUGGGUGAGAGGCAAAGAGAGUGCAGAGAUGAUAAUGCCCCGGUCUAAGAAUCUGGCUAUGUUGGGACUGGGUAGCAGUGUUGGAACGCCUCCUGAAGGUAUUAAGGCGGAGGUGUUGGUGGUUCAGUCUUUUGAUGAGCUGAAGCUCAGAGCCAGUGAAGCCGCCGGAAAGAUUGUAGUCUUCAACCAACCAUUUGUCAGCUAUGGAGAGACGGUGGCUUAUCGGGCGUUUGGAGCCUCUGAGGCAGCCAAAGUGGGAGCUGUGGCCACACUCAUUCGAUCCAUCACUCCAUUCUCAGUUAACAGUCCUCACACAGGCUGGCAGGAUUACCAGGCUGGAGUGAACCGCAUCCCCACGGCCUGCAUCACCGUGGAGGACGCUGAGCUGAUGUGGCGUCUGGCGCAGAGGGGCCAGAAGAUUGUGGUACGACUCACAAUGGAAGCCAAGACUUUACCGGACGCUGAUUCUUUCAACACAGUGGCAGAAAUAAAAGGCUGGGAGCACCCCGAACAGGUCGUCCUGCUGAGCGGUCAUUUGGACAGUUGGGAUGUGGGUCAGGGUGCCAUGGAUGACGGAGGCGGAGCCAUGAUUUCUUGGGAGGUUCUGUCACUGAUCAAAGAUCUCGGCCUGCGUCCGAGGAGAACUCUGCGCACCGUGCUGUGGACGGCUGAAGAGCAGGGCGGGGUCGGGGCACAGCAGUACUUCAAUCUGCACAAGGUGAACUUAAACAACUUCGAUCUCGUCAUGGAAUCUGACCUGGGGACAUUCACCCCAGUGGCUCUGCAGUUUACUGGCAGUGACGCAGCACGUAAGGUGAUGGAGGAGGUGGUCAAACUUCUGGCCCCCAUCAAUACAACUAAACUGGAAUCCCACGGAGAAGGGACGGACAUCUCUCCAUGGCUGGAAGCAGGAGUCCCAGGAGCCAGCCUCCACGUGGAAGACAGUCGUUACUUCUGGUUCCACCACAGUGAAGGCGACACCAUGACGGUCCAGGACCCUGCAGAGAUGAACCUGUGCUCGGCGCUGUGGGCCGUGGUCGCCUAUGUUGUGGCAGACCUGCAGGACAUGCUGCCCAGAUAGCAGGAGGGGCCGGGUCCCAAAAACCAAACCUGACCCCUCAAGUGACUGACCUGAUUUUAAUUUGAUUUUAGUUGUACGGUAAAGGUAAGUUUGUAAGAUUUGCAUUAAUUUGCCUUAAAUCUUGAACUGCUUCAUGAGAGAGUAUGAAAGCAGAGAUUAUGAGAGAGGAGGCCUGAUUUUGAAAACACUCUUAUUUAUUCUGUGACCAAACUAAAUUAUGAUUUUUAGCUGGGAACAACAUGUUAUGUGUGGAACAAAAGAGAAAUGAGUUUUUCUUUCGUUUAUUUUUAAUUUGAGGGUUUCUGGACUGGAAACCAAAUAUUUGGCACCUUUUCUUGUAUUAUAUAUAAAGUAACACACAUUCACUACUGUGUGUGUGUCACCAGUUCAUUAUAUUCGCACAAUCUGAUGUGAUGCCUCACAGCAGCUUAUCUUAAAAUCCCACCUUUACAAACGAUGCAGUGCUUCAAUUUACACAAGCUGUAAUGAAGCGACGUAUUUUGGUUGCAGUUUGCUGCGGUGCGGCGCUGCACUCCAAAUACCAUGAAAGGUGUUUAGAAUAGUUUUGCGUACGAGAGGGGAGAACAUUAGAAACAUCUGUCAAUGCAGUAAAAUGCAGUCUGACCAAACACCGCUGCAAACUUCAACCUCAAAAACAAGCAUAAUUAGAUUAAAGCCACUUGGAUGGUUUGCACUGGCAGGAGAAAUGGGAGAGCAGUAAACAGGUAUACGGAAAACAAGCGGCCUGUGGGUGUAUCAGACUGAUGGAAAUGUUUUGCAAGGCCUGAGAAUGUGUUGAAAUUUUUUAAAAGUAUUUGUCUUUCUUGAUGAUAACCCUUGAUUAAGAGUGUUUCUGCAGCAGCAGCAGCAACACUGGACUUUUAUCAACCAUGAGCUCAUAGAUAAAAGGGGAAACUGAUGUUGUGCUUAAGUCUCAGGUUUCUGCCAGUUUCAGUCUGAUCUGAAAUGUUCUAAAAAAAGUGUUGCUGUUUUUGUUUUUACAGUUUUAAUCUUUUUGCUGUUGACAUUAUAACCUAUGAGGCUCUUGUUUACAUUUCGUUAUAACGUCAGUCCAUUGUUAGAUAAUCAAACUAACCUGCAACAUACUUCCUGCUGUUAAUUGCUCUUCACUCGACGAGCGUUAUAUAACUUUGCAUAUUGUGUGUUUCAUAAAGCUGUGAACAGCAAGUAUGGCUGUGUGAAUAUUCUAAAUAUCAUAUGAUCUCAUUUGGUAAAAAAAAAAGCAUUGUGUCGGAGUUGGUCUGCUCCUGAGGACAGGCCAACAUCUCCCAGUUUCCUCACUGGUAUAUUAGAAGCUCGUACACUAUAAUCCCCCUUUAUGCAAGCUGACCUCUGACCUCAACAGUCUAAUAGGUUCCUGUUUCACAUCAUGCUCUGUAUAACCUGCCAGAAAAAAACAAAACAAAAAACAUAUUGCACCGUUAAACCUUAGAUCAUCGGUACCGAUACUCCCCUCUGCUUGUCUGAAACUUGAUGAUCAUGUAGUUUAUGAGGAGGAGGAAGUUGACCCAACAAGUGAGACAGAUGCUAAAUAAGUCUGAGAAAGGAGAAGAAGAGGGGGAAAUGGAGAAACAGAGGCAGUGUGACGACGCAGAGGGAAGUCUAAAAAGGAUGGAUCAGACAAAGGUAGAGAGGAAGUGCAGGGAAUUAAUCACUGUGUGGGCGCUGUGCGGGCCAUCACAGUAACUACAACACACACACAGCUGGGCUACGUUACCCCACGGACUGACAAGUCAGCACUCCCUGAGGGUGAUGUCAAAGUUAGUCAGCAGCCAGUUUAGAUAAAGUGUCUGUGUGUGUGUGUGUGUGUGUGUGUGUGUGUGUGUGUGUGUGUGUGU